GAAUCAUUCAUAAUCGUCGGAACGAUCGAGUCGACAAAAAAAUUUAACGCGUUUUCUCAGUCAGUGAUACGAAGAGCGAGUGGUAAACAUCGUGCGAGAUUUGUAUAACUCAAGACACAUGACAAUGUUAAGAACGCAGUUUUUGUUCUUAAUUAUCUUACUGGGCAACUCUUACCUGGAAGCCACUGUAAUGACAACGCAGACUUCUUUCGACUAUAGUUUACCAUGGGACAUCCGUGACUACCACGGCAUGCACAUUUCCAUCCCCGUAAGGUCCAAGAAUGACAAAAUUGUCUUCGUCACCGGUAGUGAAGACUCCAUACGUAAACUCCGGCUUGAUUCUGUAGAUCCUGCAAAUCCUAAGAGCUUCCAUAGCUGCAUCAUUCCAAGGAAACUAAAAUACAAUUCUGAGAGCAGACGCGAGGCAACAAGUCUGGGCAAUGGCAAGGUCAUAUUCACGAUGCUAAAUAAUCAAAUGUCGCGAACCAGUCCAAUUUCAGCUGCGCUAAACGUCGAAUGGAGACUUCACAUCAUCGAUCCCUUCACCUGUGAUCACACGGAUCUGGUCGUGGCCACCACCGGCGAGAACUUGAUCGGCGUUCUACCGUACGAAGACAGCUUCGACGUUUUACUUAAAGAUAUGAAAUCUUCCAAAAGAACUAGGGUGGUGAGAUACAGCGAGAACGGAGAGAUCGACCAAACCUUCUCUGCAGUCAUCCCCGACGAGCAUUUCCUCCGGGUGAAGAUGAUCAAGGAACAUGAUCCUUCUGCUGGAUACUACUACAUUACACCUCUAAGGCGCGAAGGUUCCUCGACCCUUAAAAUACUGAACUCCAACUUUGAGGUGAUCCAUAGCUUUGAAUUCAAGCACUCUAGAUACACGGGUUACGACCAUGAUGCCUACAGUCUGGAACACGGAAGGUUUACCGUCUGUUACUUCGAUCAAGAGAAUAGAAAAAGUCUACGCUGUUUAACUUUGGAUGAAGAGUUUAAAGGUCAACCAGCAGAAGUGGCCAUCACCUAUGACCACGAAAUUUACCAUGUGUUUGUGAAAAUCUUACCACGAGGUGGCUUCCAUGUGCUUCACGCCAAAAAUAAUGGAAACCAUAGUGACACUGUAUAUCUGCAACACGUGACCAAGGAUGGACAAGUAGGGGAAUCCGUGGAAUUAGGGAUUGUGCCUAGAGGAAUUCACGAGGUUUACUAUUUUGAGAUGAAAGAUGGAUCGCAAUGCAUCUCUAUCUCAUCGAUUGACUCUAUAAUGACCAAGUACAUUGUGUAGAAUGUUGUAUGUGAUUUUUUCCAUCAAAAGUUAAAUAAAGUUAUUAGAAAUGUAAAUGGGGGAUUUAUCUAUGUUACUAAAAUAUUUUAGCUAUAACUUCCUACUAGGUGUUAUAUUGAUUGCUACAUCGCGUAGAUGAUAGAUAUAGUAUUUCAGCAAUCAAACCUCCAAUUUC
Nasonia vitripennis (jewel wasp) is the source of this 1457-nucleotide messenger RNA. RefSeq lists its product as uncharacterized. The coding region runs from base 119 to 1282 and encodes 387 amino acids. The transcript has 2 exons. The record is from RefSeq and is a predicted model, not a curated record. NCBI's taxonomy places the organism in Eukaryota, Metazoa, Arthropoda, Insecta, Hymenoptera, Pteromalidae.